UAUUCUCAGAGGCCAUUGAGUUCUGAUUUUGAAGCAGAAUGGAAGGAAGCUCUGCUCUCAGCUUCUUUUCUUCGAAAUUCCAUAACAACUUGGAUUCUUUCAGUAUUUUUACCGCUUUUCGACCGUCUCAGACGAUUAGGUUCUAUCCCAAACGAAUUAAAAGUUGUUUAUGGGCCAAGAGAAAUAUCUUUUUAUCGUCCGUUAGAAGCUCCCUUACUUCUCCUGCUUCCGCCGUUACAGAAGCUCUAGAAAAGGCUUCAGUCUCUGUUUCUUCACUGAAAGAAACGUUUCCAAAGAUCGAUAAGAGUGGAAGGUUCUGUAGCCCGAGAGCUGCCAGAGAGCUUGCUCUGUUGAUACUUUAUGCUGCUUGUUUAGAAGGGUCUGACCCAGUUCGGCUGUUAGAAAAGAGACUGAAUGCGAGAAGAGAACCUGGCUAUGAGUUCAACAAGGCCUUGUUGUUGGAAUACAAUCACAUGAGCUUCAGUGGGCCCCCUCUCUCGACGGAGACAGAAGAAAUGGCAGAGGAGCACUUACGCAAGAAUGAAAAGGAAUCUGCAAUAGAAGCAGAAGUCCUCUCAGCUCCUCCAAAGUUGGUUUACAGCAAACUAAUUUUACGAUUCACAAAAAAACUUUUGGUUGCAGUCACAGAGAGAUGGGAUAAGAAUGUCCUUGUUAUUGACAGCAUAGCUCCUCCAAAUUGGAAGAAGGAACCAGCUGCAAGAAUUUUGGAGCUAUGUAUUCUCCACUUGGCGAUGGGUGAAAUAACUGUUAUAGGGACACAGCACCAAAUUGUCAUCAAUGAGGCAAUUGAUCUUGCUAAACGGUUCUGCGAUGGGACUGCACCGCGUAUUAUCAAUGGUUGCAUGAGGACUUUUGUGAAAGACCAUAUUGAAACAAAUAUUUCCCAGCCCUUGAAAGGCAGAAGUUGAAAGUGGCAGUGGUGGAUGGAUCUAUACCCACAUAUUCCGAAGUUCUGAUUUAAGUAUCAAAUCCACAAUCUAAAUUGGCUUCAGAGUGUCGAUGGAGAUGAUGGAUUGCUCAGAUGGCAUGGGAGAAGACUAACUGAUAGCUCGUGCCUUUUAUGUUACAGUAGAGUUCCUCAUAUGUUCCCAUCAAA
This is a messenger RNA of Telopea speciosissima, 1117 nucleotides long. RefSeq names its product transcription antitermination protein NusB. Gene Ontology annotation, cellular component: chloroplast. The record is from RefSeq and is a predicted model, not a curated record. Bases 39 to 929 code for a protein of 296 amino acids. Gene Ontology annotation, biological process: regulation of DNA-templated transcription; DNA-templated transcription termination. Gene Ontology annotation, molecular function: RNA binding. The transcript is spliced from 7 exons. NCBI's taxonomy places the organism in Eukaryota, Viridiplantae, Streptophyta, Magnoliopsida, Proteales, Proteaceae.